Messenger RNA from Carassius auratus (goldfish), 4510 nucleotides. It is a transcript of the gene tnxba, whose product is annotated as tenascin XBa. Lineage: Eukaryota; Metazoa; Chordata; Actinopteri; Cypriniformes; Cyprinidae. Gene Ontology annotation, molecular function: protein binding. The record is from RefSeq and is a predicted model, not a curated record. Gene Ontology annotation, biological process: neuron projection development; regulation of cell adhesion. The transcript is spliced from 14 exons. Bases 137 to 4237 code for a protein of 1366 amino acids.
UGUGGACACCAUCCAGAAACCUGUGCAAAGUGUACAAAACACAGUUAGUGAUAAGAAAAAUUCUACUACUAAGUCAACAGUAAAUAGUGUUAAUGUUAAUAAUGAGAAACCAGUAACUACAUUAUUAAAGACCAAAAUGAAAGACCAAAUUUCCUCAAAAACCAGUAGAGUGAAUCAGACUCUCUCGUCAUCUACAAAGCCUGACGUGGACACCAUCCAGAAACCUGUGCAAAGUGUACAAAACACAGUUAGUGAGAAGAAAAAUUCUACUACUAAGUCAACAGUCAAUAGUGUUAAUGUUAAUACUGAGAAACCAUUAACUACAUUAUUAAAGACCAAAAUGAAAGACCAAACUCAACUUACUUCCUCAACAACUAGUAGAGUGAAUCAGACUCUUCUAUCCUCCUUGAAGCCUACUGUAGAUGUUGUCCAGAAACCUGUGUCUUCUCUUCCAGCAACAACUGGCGCAAAGAAAAAAACUAGUACAGAGUCAGUAGGUCAAUUUAUUCAUGUUAAUGCUUCAAAGUCAGUAAACACCAAAAUGAUAAACCAAACUGUUUCGUCAAAACCUAGUAAUGUUGGUCAGACUCUCUUAUCUACACCAAAGCCUGUUGUAGAUGUCCAGAAACCUGGCCCUACUCUUCAAGGCACAAUUAGCAAGAAGAAAAACUCUACUUCCAAGUUAACGACUCAAACUAUUAGUCAUAAUAUUCCCAAGCUAACUACAUUAGUGAAUACCAAAAUGAAAAACCAGACUCAUCUGACUUCCUCAGAAGCUAGUAGUAUCAAUCAGACUCUCCCAUCUACCUUAAAGCUUGAUGUGGAUGAAAGCACACUAAGCAAGAAGAAAAAUUCUACUGUAAAAUCAAUAUCCAAAAAUAUUAAUGUUAAUCCGCUGAAGACAUUAACUACAUCAUUAAACACCAAAACAAUAAACCAAACUCAGUCUACUUUUUCAAAAAUUAUCAGUGUCAAUCACACUCUAACAUCCACCACAAAGCCAGAUGUUGAAAUCACACUUAGCGGGAUGAAAAAUUCUACUGUCAAGUCAACACCCCAAACUAUUAAUGUUAAUGGAUCAAAACCAGUAAAUACAUCAUUAAACACCAAACCUAAAACUAAAACUCAAUCUACUUCCUCAGAAAUUAGCAAUGUCAAUCAGACUGUUGCAUCUACCACAAAGCCUUUGGUCAACAGAGUCCAGAAUCCAUCUAAAGACAAACCUGCAGAGAGUUUACCAGUUAAGGUAGUCAUCACUGAGGGUUGUGUUCCUCAGGAAUCUCAGACAGACUUAGGUAACGGAACCAAAAUACGAGAAACAGAGCUCAGUUUGAAUCCCGGAUCUCCUCUGGUAAUGACUCAUCACAUCAACCUGGUUCAAGGAGCCUGCACAGGAAGCUGUGACACUGAGAUGGUCAAACUGAGAGACAGAGUUGAGUUUCUUGAGAAGGAGAUGGCAGCGAUUAAAAAAAUGUGUGUUCAGUGUUCAGGAGAGCAAUGCCCUAAAAACUGUAGUAGCCAGGGCAAGUGUGAAGAUGGGAAGUGUGUAUGUUUCCAGGGCUUUAGUGGCCCAGACUGCAGUGGCAAAACUUGCCCCUCUAACUGCAACAAAAAAGGGAAGUGUGUGAAGGGAAAAUGUGUGUGUCAGACUGGUUAUACGGGCCUAGACUGUAGUAACGCUGUUGACAAGAAGAUCACAGUUACUGUUGAAACAGUGGCUAUGAAGAUCCCCACUGCCAAACCCAAUACAAAACAUGCGAAGACAAAGCCAGACAAGACCAUAUUCGUGAAAAAGACAGAAACCACAGCCAAGCCAACAGUGAAGCCAAGUCCAACCGUGUCUCCAGGUAAAGCCCAGUCCAAUACCACAAAGGGAGACAAGGUUGUUAAGACUUCUGGACAAGAUCUGCUAAACCAUCAAGGUAGAACACGUCAAGAGGAAGCAAAAGAAGGCAAAACAACAACCAUAAAACUAGAAUUCGACAAACAAUCACAAACUGAUCUCACUGACACAUCCAAGAAAAAUAAUCUUAAAGAUGAGCCUGUCUAUCAAGAUGAGACUCAGAGAUCUGGAAAGAAAGUUAAUGGAACCUCUAAAGUUUCAGAGAAUGUGUUUAAAGGCACCAAAGAAUUAUCUAAUCCAACUGUGCCCAAGACAAAGGUCACUAUUAGAACUGUAGGUGAUCAAGCAAAAGAAAGCAAGACUAUUAAUGUUACAUCUAUUGGAAAAGAAAAGAAUCUAUUGCACAGUAAUGUAACAAUUCUCCAAGCAGAGAAGUCAUCUGAUAAGCAUGUAAAUGGGACAAGUUUUGAAUCCAAAAUUUAUAGAAAGCAUUUUAACAAAACUAUCAGCAGAUUAUCAGUCAUUGGAUCAGUUGAGGUUCAUAAUAUCACUUCUACUGGUUUCAUCGUGUCUUGGGAAGCUCAUCGAGACAUGUUUAAGAACUUCACUAUAUCAAGAAGGCAAAUCAGAGGAGGAAAUGAUGAUUCUGAGAAAAUUCUGGAUGGAGCAGAGGCUGUAAAUGUAACAGAUGUCCAAAGGCCCAGUUUAAACAGAACAUCAACUAAAGUCCAAAGUAGCAAACCUGAAGAUAAAACUGUGAAAAAGUUCUCCCAAGUUCUUGCUGGUAUAGCACGGUCGUAUCAUUUCAAAGGCCUUCAACCUCAAACACGGUACUCGGUUUCCUUGUUUGGCUCUGGUCUUGGUGUACGAUCCAAAAUUCACCACCUUACAUUAUCCACAGGCCCUGAACCACCCACUGACUUGAUGUUCAGCAAUAUAACAGAGACUUCCUUCUCAGUAUCAUGGACAAAACCUAAAAGCAUAGUAGCGGAAUUUAAAGUCACUUACACCAACAUUGUAACUGGUGAAAGUGGCUCCAUGUCUGUUGACUCCCAGCUGUCCCAUGUUCUCCUAUCUAAGCUCUCUGCUGGCUCCACCUAUGAUAUUACUGUGAGCUCAGUUCAGGAGACACUCGAAAGUGAGCCAGUCACAGCCUCUGUCACAACAGUGCCAGAUUCUCCUACUGAACUAAAGGUGGUGAACAUCACAGACACUAAAGCUCUGCUGGUAUGGAAACCUUCACAAGCUAAAGUGGACAGCUACAUACUCACUUAUGGAACUACAAAAUCUCCUAAUGUGACUAUCACAGUGACAUUAUCUGGCAGUACUGUGGAGCAUCAACUCAGAGGACUCCACAGAUCUUCUUUAUACAUGGUGAAAAUCAAAAGUCAAGUAAACCGGCUCCAGAGUAGCCCAGUCUCCACAACCUUCACAACAGGAAGUGGAGUGAAACUUCAGGUUGUGACUCCCGAUGAGGUGACAUUUCACUCAGCUGUGAUUUCAUGGAGGGCACCCCGUGUGGCUUUCAAAAGUUAUAGGCUCACAUACCAACUGAGCGAGGAAGUCAAGGAGGUGAUUCUAAAUCCAUCUGUGACACGUUAUGAGCUGAGUGGACUGGCAGCCUUUUCAAACUAUACUGUGAAAAUAGAUGGAGAAAGAGAUGGACAGUACAUCAGUUUUGUCUUUGCUGAAUUUACCACUGCCCAGCUCCCACACCCAUACCCCACAGACUGCUCAGAGGUACAGCUCAACGGGAUGAAGGAGUCAGGGGAGGCUGAGAUUUACCCUGAAGGGAAGGAUGAAGAGCCAGUCUGGGUCUACUGUGACAUGGAGACUGAUGGAGGAGGCUGGACAGUAUUCCAGAGGAGAAUGGAUGGAUCUACUGAUUUCUUCAGGACCUGGAGAGACUACAGUAAAGGCUUUGGUUCCCUAAGUGGAGAAUUCUGGCUGGGAAAUGACAUCCUUCACACUCUCACCAGUCGUACACCAAUGAGCCUGAGGAUUGACCUGCGUUCAGGAAAUGACACAGCCUUUGCUCAUUAUGCCAACUUCAGCAUUAGCUCAGAGACUAACCACUAUGAAAUUGAGCUGUCUGGAUACUUUGGCACCGCUGGUGAUUCCAUGAAAUAUCACAACCGCCGUCCAUUUUCCACCAAAGACAGAGAUCCAAACACUCUUAGCAUCCACUGUGCUAAGGCCUACUUGGGAGGCUGGUGGUAUAAAAAUUGCUACAAGGCUAACCUCAAUGGCCUCUAUGCCUCCUACUCAGACAAUAAGGGUGUGGUGUGGAUAGACUGGAAGGGCAAAGACGCAUCCCUCCCAUUUACUGAGAUGAAGCUUCGACCCUCCUAUAGCAGUCAAUUGAUCCCGACAACCCCAACAACCCAAGGUUAAAUCUACAGAGUGAAUAGUGCACAAUGGUGCAAAUACACUGUACAAACUUCUACACACUGCUACUUCAAUAUUGUAUAUAGGUUAACAUAAAAUACAAAACAAGCUUUACAAAGUAAAUAUGCAAACAACCUCCAACCAAUCACAACAACUUUUGUACGCAAGUUUUUUUAUAUAUAUUUUUGUUAUGUUCUGUAGACUUUACGCAUGUUUCGAUGUACUUGUGUUAAUGGAGGUCCAUCAUAGAUAUUAACAUUUCCUCUACUGGAAUAAUAU